Doryrhamphus excisus (bluestripe pipefish) is the source of this 1014-nucleotide messenger RNA. RefSeq names its product adenylate kinase 2 (gene ak2). The record is from RefSeq and is a predicted model, not a curated record. Gene Ontology annotation, molecular function: ATP binding; AMP kinase activity. NCBI's taxonomy places the organism in Eukaryota, Metazoa, Chordata, Actinopteri, Syngnathiformes, Syngnathidae. Gene Ontology annotation, biological process: ADP biosynthetic process.
AGCCAAUUAGCAGCCAGGCGUCGCCCCUUCCUGGCCGAGUUGGCUGAGCUGUCAGUAGAAGGACGCCGACUUUGUACAAAGUUUAUUUUCUCGUCCUCCGAUGGCUCCGAGCGCGCAGCUCAAAGAGGCGCUAGCCGACGUGCAAGACGGGAUCCGGGCGAUCCUGCUCGGACCGCCCGGCGCCGGGAAGGGGACCCAGGCCCACCGUCUCGCCGAGCGCUACUGCGUGUGCCACCUGUCCACCGGAGACAUGCUGAGGGCCAUGGUGGCGUCGGGCUCGGAUCUGGGCAAGAAGCUGAAACAGACCAUGGAUGCCGGCAAGCUGGUCAGCGACGAGAUGGUGGUGGAGCUCAUCGAGAACAACCUGGACACGCCCCCCUGCAGGAACGGCUUCCUGUUGGACGGAUUCCCCCGCACGGUCAAACAGGCGGAGCUGCUGGACGAUCUGUUGGAGAAACGUCACGAGAAGCUGGACUCUGUGGUGGAGUUCGCCGUGGAUGAUGCCCUGCUGGUGCGCAGGAUCUGUGGCAGGCUCUUUCACCAGCCCAGCGGUCGCUCCUACCACGAGGAGUUCAACCCCCCAAAAGAGCCCAUGAAAGAUGACGUGACGGGCGAGCCCCUUAUCCGCCGCAGCGACGACAACGAGACGGCGCUGCGCUCCCGACUGGAGUCGUACCACCGCCAGACGGCGCCGCUGGUGCAGUACUACAGCGCCAAGGGGCUGCACGUGGCCGUCGACGCCGCCAAGAGCCCCGGCGUGGUCUUCGCCUCCAUCGUGGCCGCUUUCACCGCUGCCGUGGACGCUCCCGCCCGCGCUACCGCCUCCAGGUGAAUGGUGUCCCAUGCGGCCGGAGUAGAGGACGACACCAGGGAGGGUGUGGUCGAGCAGCGAGGACGAGUGUAGACCAAGGCUGACAUCGGCCUUCAAAUUCCUGUGGCUUCAGACCAAAGCCACAACCUUCUUGUCAUUCCUCUUGCUUCCACUUCUUCCAAUAAACCUCACUUCUUUUGCUA